This is a messenger RNA of Penaeus vannamei (Pacific white shrimp), 562 nucleotides long. RefSeq lists its product as uncharacterized. NCBI's taxonomy places the organism in Eukaryota, Metazoa, Arthropoda, Malacostraca, Decapoda, Penaeidae. The record is from RefSeq and is a predicted model, not a curated record.
CCACACACAACCUUCGACCCCGCUCUUGGACGUCGCUCAGCCAUACAUUGCAACAUGGUCUUUAAGGUCCUCUUGGUCGCAGCCGCCGUGCUCUGCCUCGGCCGGGCGUCCCCGCAGAGGUACCAAGCCCUGGGCGUCCUGCAGCCCCAGAACUCUCGUGACCUGGGCGACUACGAGAACAUCGUCGCCGCCACCAUCGACGUGCUGCCCGAAAUCGUCAAGGUCUUCAGCAAGAUCACUCAGGCCCGGGGCAGGCCCAGUGAACCCCAGAUCAUCAAUAGGGUCAUGACAGAGUUCUUGCCCAUCACACGCAAGGUCAUGGAGGCCACGGAGAAGGUGGAGGGCACCAAGAUCCCGGACGACACGUACCACCGCUUCAACGCCGCCGAGAGGGUCAUGCCUCACGUGGUCACCUUCAUGGAGCAGCUCAGGGCCAUGGACUUCUUUGGAAUCUCCACCACCACGAAAAGGCCCAUUUAACGUCUGUAGUGUUGCUAUCCACUCGACCUGUCCUCUAAGUUAAAAUUAGUAUAGAAUUGUACACUGUACAAGUAAAAAUAUA